Brachypodium distachyon (stiff brome) is the source of this 959-nucleotide messenger RNA. Its product is annotated as thioredoxin-like protein YLS8. The coding region runs from base 273 to 701 and encodes 142 amino acids. Gene Ontology annotation, biological process: mRNA splicing, via spliceosome. The transcript has 2 exons. NCBI's taxonomy places the organism in Eukaryota, Viridiplantae, Streptophyta, Magnoliopsida, Poales, Poaceae. Gene Ontology annotation, cellular component: spliceosomal complex; U4/U6 x U5 tri-snRNP complex; U5 snRNP. The record is from RefSeq and is a predicted model, not a curated record.
GAAAUUAUCACAGCCGAUUCGUGUCUCUGUAUCGAUAAUUCGAUAUCCAUCUCUUCGUCUGGUCGUUGCGAAGACGAAACAGAGACAGAGAGGAGACGAGACCAGAGGCACGAGAGAGAGAGAGCGCGCGGAGAGAAGACCGUCGCCGCCGCUUUACGUUCAGGCCCAGGCCCAGCCCUUACCAACCCCCACCUUUGCUGUUCAACCCCCACAGAUUUUCUCGCGAAUCAGCCGCCGAGGGAGAGAAGCGAGCCGCCGGCGACGAGGCGAAGAUGUCGUACCUGCUGCCGCACCUGCACUCCGGGUGGGCGGUGGACCAGGCCAUCCUCGCCGAGGAGGAGCGCCUAGUCAUGAUCCGCUUCGGCCACGACUGGGACGAGACCUGCAUGCAGAUGGAUGAGGUGCUGGCAGGGGUAGCUGAGACCAUAAAGAACUUUGCAGUGAUCUAUCUCGUUGACAUCACCGAGGUUCCCGACUUCAACACUAUGUACGAGCUGUAUGACCCGUCAACAGUGAUGUUCUUCUUUCGCAACAAGCACAUCAUGAUUGAUCUCGGGACAGGAAAUAAUAACAAGAUCAACUGGGCAAUGAAAGACAAGCAAGAGUUUGUUGACAUUGUGGAGACUGUUUACAGAGGAGCUCGGAAAGGUCGUGGUCUGGUGAUUGCUCCAAAGGAUUACUCCACCAAAUACCGUUACUAAGGUGUUUGUGUCUAGCUGCUCUUGGCCUAAUCUAUUUGCUAAAAUGCCAGUACUCAGGCAUGUGAGCCAUGACAUGAAGUCUGUCGACUAUCAAGUGUUGUGUAACUGUAUGUCUUUAUCUUGAAUCUUGGUAUCUCAUAAACGAAACCUGCAAUCCAUAGAAACAGGCUGUGUUGUUGUCUAUCGGCAUGGCCGAUAAAACUGAUUGUUGGUUUGAAUCAUAUAUGAAUUGCUAAAUCCAGAGUCAUCUCCUGUGUA